UAUUCAAUUCCUUUUCCCACCCAUUAGAUUUUUCUCGCCAUUUCUCUUGUAGAAUUUGUCGUCGUCGUCUCCUUCUUCUUGCCCUACUCCUUUUUGGUCCCGCGUACUCUGGGUUGUAUUUUAAGUAAUCAACUGCAGUUUGUUGUAAUUCAGCUGAAUUCUGUUGGUAUUGUCAAUUUUUUUGGGGGGUUAUAUUGCUGUUUUGUUUUUGAUAAUUGAUACAUGGGUUUGUUCGAAGACUGAAAAUGUAGGGUUUUUGGAUUGUGUACGAUUCUGUAUCUUAAUUUUUUCCCCACUAUUGGAAUUGAUUGCUAGGUUUGUCUAGAGACCCUAAUAGAGUGGUUGAUUGUUGUUCUAUGCGUUCAUAUUCUGCGUUGGACUCCGUGGCCAGUUAAGGAAAUUUGUUUGUGGCUGAGAUUGGGAGGUGGAUGUUGUUUGGCUGAUUUUUUAGGAUUAAUUGGAGUUUAUUUGGUUUAUAUCGCACUUGGAUUAGAUGGACCAUUUUAUGGUUGAUCCCAAUGGGCUGGAUGAUACUUCGGAUUUUGAAGUUGAUGAGAUAAGGUGUGAGAAUAUAGCAGAGAAAGAUGUCAGUGACGAAGAGAUUGAAGCUGAAGAUUUGGAGAGGCGAAUGUGGAAGGACCGAAUCAAACUUAAGAGGAUCAAGGAAAGAGAAAAGCUUGCAGCACAGCAAGCUGCGGAGAAGCAGAAGCCCAAGCAGAUAACAGAUCAGGCUAGGCGAAAGAAAAUGUCGAGAGCACAGGAUGGUAUACUGAAGUACAUGCUGAAGCUCAUGGAAGUAUGCAAAGUGCGGGGAUUUGUGUACGGUAUAAUUCCUGAGAAGGGUAAGCCUGUCAGUGGUGCAUCAGAAAAUAUAAGGGCUUGGUGGAAGGAGAAGGUGAAGUUUGAUAAGAAUGGGCCAGCAGCUAUAGCAAAAUAUGAGUUAGAGUAUGUUGCCAAUGGUAAGGGAGAUUCUAUUCAAAAGGGAAACCAAAGUGUUCUUCAGGAUUUGCAAGAUGCAACUCUGGGGUCUCUUUUGUCUUCACUGAUGCAACACUGUGAUCCACCUCAGAGGAAGUACCCCUUAGAGAAGAAUAUUCACCCGCCUUGGUGGCCCACAGGGAAUGAGGAGUGGUGGGUGAAACUGGGGCUGCCCAAAGGUCAGAGUCCUCCUUAUAAGAAGCCUCAUGAUUUGAAGAAGAUGUGGAAAGUUGGAGUCUUAACUGCUGUUAUAAAGCACAUGUCACCUGAUAUUGCAAAGAUCAGGAAGCUUAUCCGGCAAUCAAAGUGCUUACAGGAUAAGAUGACUGCUAAGGAGAGCUCAAUUUGGUUGGGGGUUUUGAGUCGAGAAGAAUCACUUAUGCAGCAGCCUAGCAGUGACAAUGGAUCAUCAUCUGGCAUAACUGAGGCACCUUUGGGUGGCCGUGGUAAAAGGAAGAAACCUGCUGUUAGCACUGACAGUGAUUACGAUGUUGAUGGUAUCGAUGAUGGUGGAGGCUGCGUUUCAUCCAAAGAUGACAGAACAAACCAACCAUUGGAUGUGGAACCAUCCAGUCAACCCCAAGAUAUUGCAUCCCAAACCUUCCCAGAUAAAGAGGGACCAGAAGAGCAACCUACAAGCAAAAGACAACGUUUGCGGUCAAGACGUGCUGAUCGACAGGCUGCACCUUCUUCUAGAGAGCAUCUGCAUGAUGAACCAAGAACCAUGCUGCCUGAUAUAAACCAAGCUGAUGUACCUUCCAAUAUAUAUGGCAUCCAAAACAACAAUGACGCAACUGAAGUUAUGAGACCUGUCGAGAAAGAUCUUCAGUUCCACAACCGGUUACCAGCAUCUGAGUUGGGUCAAAUCAUUUCCCUUCCUUCUGCCGAUGCAAUGACCACACAGAACAUGUUUGCUAGUGGCAGGCCCUUGGCAUAUCCAGGGGUUCAAGAAUUUGCACAGCAUCGUCUAUCCCAAAGCUCGAGAUUGCAUAAUGAAACUCAAAAUACCAGCUUGCUUAACGGUCAGAAUUCCAUGAUGCAUCAAGUUCAAGAAUCAGAAAAUUCUCAGUUGCAGCAUGACCCUACAUAUGAUUUUUACACUCCUCCUCUGGAAUUUGGGCCCAGUGGUGACAGACGACAGGUUCUUAGGGCAGAAGUUUAUGGUAACGUACCAACACUCGAUAGAUAUGAAAAUAAUAAUUCUGGAGGAGGCGUGCACCAAUAUCUGAAAGGCACAUUUCAGAAUGAGCAAGAUAGACCUGUUGCAAAUCAGUUUGGAUCUCCAACGAAUAGCCUGUCGCUGGAUUUUGGAGUAUUUAACAGUCCAUUUAAUCUUGGAAUUGAUGGCCCAGGUUCAUUAGACACCAGUGAUAUAGACUUUUUACUUGACGAUGACUUGAUCGAAUACUUCGGAGCAUAGGCUGUCAGAUGUUGGACAAGAAAACCCAGUAUUUGCAGUUGAUUAAUGGACCUCUUUCUGCUCUCAAUUGGACCAUUCUCGGUGGCGUUGUUGUUGAUGCAUCACAAAUCUGUAAGUUAUGACCUUGAUACUCUCUCACUGCAAAAUGCAGUGCACACAUAAUGAAAAGGUUGAAGAUUUUUUGGGUUACUGUUGGCAAUGCCAUAUGUGAUAGUGAGGAACCGCCGCUGAGCAGCCCAUGUACAUGAGUUGACUUCUUUGAUUGGCAAAUAAAUAAUAGGAUUUUGUUUAUUUUCCUUGGA
Molecule: messenger RNA, 2700 nt
Organism: Diospyros lotus (date-plum)
Lineage: Eukaryota; Viridiplantae; Streptophyta; Magnoliopsida; Ericales; Ebenaceae
Product: ETHYLENE INSENSITIVE 3-like 3 protein
Exons: 2
Coding region: 494-2398 (634 amino acids)
Cellular component (GO): nucleus
Molecular function (GO): DNA-binding transcription factor activity; DNA binding
Source: RefSeq, a predicted model, not a curated record